This is a messenger RNA of Mytilus trossulus (common blue mussel), 2446 nucleotides long. Its product is annotated as centromere protein X-like. Gene Ontology annotation, molecular function: protein heterodimerization activity. Gene Ontology annotation, cellular component: FANCM-MHF complex; Fanconi anaemia nuclear complex. NCBI's taxonomy places the organism in Eukaryota, Metazoa, Mollusca, Bivalvia, Mytilida, Mytilidae. The coding region runs from base 137 to 379 and encodes 80 amino acids. The transcript has 6 exons. The record is from RefSeq and is a predicted model, not a curated record. Gene Ontology annotation, biological process: replication fork processing; resolution of meiotic recombination intermediates; DNA repair.
GAUAUCCGGUUAGUGGCGGAAAAUUCGAAAGUCCUCUAGACAUUAUUUGGAUUUGAUUAUUUGUUUCGAAUGAGCAGCUUGCAAGUGGAUGGGCACUGAAAUAUUUUAAUCAAACAUUUUUCUGUAUAAGAUUGCCAUGACUGAGGAAUACGGGAUCCUUUUUAAAAAAAAAACAAUACAGUGUAUGUUACAGUCAUUCUUCAAAGAUGAGAAGACCAAGAUGACCAGUGAAGCUAUACAUUUGUCCAGAGAGUUGAUUGGACUCUUUAUAACAGAGGCAAUAAUGAGGUCCUGCAAAGAAGCAGAGAAAGACAGCACUACCACAGUGUCAAUUGAACAUCUAGAGAAAAUUCUUCCACAACUUUUGCUGGAUUUCUGAGAUGAUGAUAUUGCCAGAAGAUGAAUGGAUACCUUGUGAAGGUGUUAUAUGGACUGUUAAAGAUUAUAAAUUUCAUAGACUUAUGAUGUUUUACAUUAUUAUUAAAAAUAUUAUACUUAAUCAAAAUAUAUUUAGACAUGCUUGAUGUGUGAUGGUCAACCACCUGUGUGGUCCAUUUUUUCUCUUCUGAUGUGAGAGGCGCUAGUCAGUAUUCCUGGUUUGUUCAAGACUCCCAAAGCAUUCAGAUUUAUACAGUAAAAGCAAAAACUGGUCAAUUAAGUUCAAAGUCAAAAAACUGUCUUUGCCAUCUCAUUAACAUGUACUCAGUGAGUACAUUAGGUUGUGAUUUUGAUCCCCAUAAGAUUGAACCAAAUUUGAAAAAUCGGUAAAAAAAAAUGCACCUCCCGCAAUCACACUGUAUUUAGGAGUAAGAACAAGUACUAGUACUCUCAUAGUCUUGGAAGGUUGACAUCUUUCUGCAACCCUUUGCAGAAAAAGGUUUCAAAACCUACUCAGUGUAACCAUGGUAACAGUCUGGAACAAAAAUUCAUAUAAAAAUUUGUUCUUUUCUUGCAUACAAUCAUAUGCAACCAUCCAUAAUCAAAGUCAUAUUUUUCAUCCCUAUCUCCCUCCUCCUCCAACUGGUCAUCAUCAUCAUUGGUGUUGUUGCUCCUGACAUGUUUUUAGCAAAUUUCAAAGUUUUGGGUUAUUAUUAGCUUACUAAAGCUUUUGCCAUCACUUUGGGACAGUCAUCAUCGUCAUUCGUUGUUCAUUUAUUGUCAUAACAUUUAAAAAAAAAUCAUUUAUGAAAUACUGGGCCAAGUCUCAUUUAACUUGACCUGUAAAUUCCUUAGGAAAUGUUGUUUGAAAUUGUCAUCGGGAUUAUGUACAUCAACAAAAAUAGCCACUUGCUAAAACUUGAACAUAGAGAAUAAAAUAAAGUUUUUGGAUUAGAUCUCUUUUUCUGACGCAGUAAUUGCAGGUUAAAAAUCUAUCUACGGAAUUUUCAAAAUUCUCUGACAUCUUAAUUUGGAUUGAAAUGACUAUUUUGCCCUGUAUUAUCUCAAAGAAUAACAGAUGGAGAGAAAUUCUAAAAGUAAAAAAGACAAGAACAAUAAGAUCUUCAGAUUAAUCAACUUGACAGAAAGUAUGAGGAUGGAUUUCAUGAAGACCUCUCUAAGUUCUAAUAAUAUUCAGUUUUUUCCCAGAAUGUUGUGAAGUCUAAGAUUCCCGUUUCUCUAAUCUAUGGCCUUUGAAUACCAACAUAACUAAAAACUGUUUUUUAGUUUGUGAUUUCUAGUAUGUAAAUUUUAUUAGUGCUUGGUGUCUGUUCAAUUAGGAAUUAUUGCCUUUUUGAAUUUUGAUGUUUACUUUUUAUGUAUAUUUUUAUGCCCCACCUACGAUAGAAGAGAGGCAUUAUGUUUUCUGGUCUGUGCCUCUGUUCGUGCGUCCGUGCGUCCUUUCGCUUCAGGUUAAAGUUUUUGGUCAAGGUAUUUUUAAAAACAGUUGAAGUCCAAUCAACUUGAAACUUAGUACACAUGUUCCCCAUGAUAUGAUCUUUCUAAUUUUAAUGCCAAAUUAUAGUUUUGACCCCCAUUUUAUGGUCCACUGAACAUAGAAAAUGAUAGUGUGAAGUUCAGGUUAAAGUUUUUGGUCAAGGUAGUUUUUGAUGAAGUUAAAGUCCAAUCAACUUGAAACUUAGUACACAUGUUUCCUAUGAUUAUGAUAUGAUCUUUCUAAUUUUAAUACAAAAUUAAAGUUUUGACCCCAAUUUCACGGUCUACUGAACAUAGAAAAUGAUAGUGCGAGUGGGGCAUCCGUGUACUAUGGACACAUUCUUGUUUGUUUUAAAACACAGAAGAAAGUCUUUAAGAGUUCUCAAGUUGUAAGAUUUCAGCAAAAUAAGAUCUGGCAAUAUAAGUGAAUUGUAAGUUUACAUGAGUUAUUGCCCUUGAAAGAUCUGUGUUUACUAAAAAAAAUGAGAAAAAUGUUCAAAAAAUUAAGGUCUACAAAUUAGCAGGAAUUGUCAAUUGAUUCAUUAUAGAAGUUCAUUAAAGAUGAGUUUUA